Molecule: messenger RNA, 1031 nt
Organism: Empidonax traillii (willow flycatcher)
Lineage: Eukaryota; Metazoa; Chordata; Aves; Passeriformes; Tyrannidae
Product: glycoprotein integral membrane protein 1-like
Exons: 4
Coding region: 134-601 (155 amino acids)
Source: RefSeq, a predicted model, not a curated record
ACUUUAAACUCAGUAAUAUCAACGUUUGCAUCUCUUGCAGGUUCAGCAAGAAGACGUAACAGAAAUAGAUAUUUUAGUAAAGGACCUGAGAGUACUUAGACAUUCAAACUACACUGUUCCUUUGAAAGAGAGCAUGCUGUAUUCCAUCCCAAGGGACAAUGACAUGUUAUUUACACUGCCCAACCUCUCAGGAAAAGAUAUUCAAGAUCCACUGCAAACUACCAGUCAGUACCUCAUCCGGCAAGUAGAGACUACAGUAGAUGAAGAGACAUUACCUGGCAAGUUACCAGAGACCCCUCUUAGGGUAGAACCUCCAUCUUCUUACAAGGUGAUGUGCCAGUGGGUGGAAGACUUGAGAAAAGGAUUGUGCAGAUUCUGGUUCCGAUCUUUACCCAUCUUGUUUAGUUUCAUGGAAGUUGUUGUCGUUGGAAUUGUUGGAGCAGCUCUUAUUAUCAAAGUCUUAAAGGUGAUUCUCCCUUCCUGUGAAAACAAAGGCAUCCUUCUCCUGGAUCAAGUCAGCUUUGUACCUGUGACUACCAUCAGCCUGCCUUCAGAUCUUCCAGACAGGAAAAAUACUUUAGAUGAGAAAGCCUGUACUUAAUACUGUAUUUACUUUGGAGUUACUGGUUUUUAAAAACACACUUUUAGUUGACCCGAAAUUUGGCACUUGAUCUUAAUAUUUCGUUUGUUUCCUACUAAGAAAACUAAGUCAGUUGAUUAAUUGAUAAAGGGCCACUCAGGCCGAGGCCCAAAGCUGACUUCCUUGUGCCUCUUUAUAAACAAGCAGCCUUUUCAGAAGCUUCAGAAUAGAACAGCUUUCCACCCUGAGGGCUACCACUGGUUUUAACUUCUGUGAAGUCACUUUUCCACACCUCGGACAGGAUGCUGGCUGCCUUCAUGCCCAUAGAUAAACCAGGUCAGUUGUCCUGAUUAGCGAGAUGAUGAAAUUCAGGGUGUCCUUCAGAAAAGGACUAGGGAGUAUUGUGAACAUCAGCUGUGCCAAAAGCCUAAGCAAAGCUGCCCAGCCUGGC